AUGAAUGCUCUCACAUACUACAGCGAGUUGGCCGACCGGGUUUUGAACCAUGUCACAGACAGUAACAUGUUCUAUGUACAGUCCGUGGUGACCUGCACCGCCUUGGUAUGGCUCUUGCACCGAGCAUGGCUUACCCUCUGGAAACCCGUUCCAGAGCUCAUCAGCAUUCUAGGUGUUGAAGUCCCAGAUGCGCCCGCAGUCUCCCUCGCCGGUAUUAAAGCCGAAGCUGUCACUCUUCACUGGACCCGGCCUGGUGUCAACAAACCAGUACUCAAGUACUUGAUCCAGGUCAAUGGAGUCAACGUCGGUGAGUCAUCGCGGAUGGAAACCGCGAUCACUGUUACAGGGCUCAAGCCGGGGCACUUUUACAACGUUAGAGUCAUUGCCGUGGGAUCGAAUAAUUUUCAAGCAGGAAGCCGAGUUAUACGAUUGAGGACAUAUGGACGAGACGGGCGGCCUCUUGUUAGCGGUCGUGUACCCUCGAACUUUUCGAUCGAGGACCAGGAUAGCGGUGAUGAGCUGCCAUCCAUCCGAACACAAGGCGCUGGGGUCGAGAUGGCAGCACUUAACGAAGGUGCCCCAGCACUACAACGAGAUUCAAGUUACCCUCAAUCCGGGCAGAGACGAAACACUGGCGGUAGGAAGCAUUCUCCAUCAAGCGCUGCUGCCGAUCAAGCAGCUUCUGACAAAGUCUCGUCUAAACAUCCGGAGUCCAUACACCAAUUAACAGAAAAGUUUGAGGGUAUACGCGGUGAUACGGAGGAGAUAAUGGGUCAGAUUACACGAGAUGCCGAAGAUUUUAAAUGUCAGAUGGAUGACCUUAGGAAGGAGAGAGAUGAAAAGAAGCAGAUGCUGAAGGAAAAGGAGGAAGCAAGCGAAAAAUUGAAGAGGGAGGUCAACAGCUCAGAGCGCGCCAACCGGCAGGCUCAGAACCGUAAAUCGCAAAAGGAGAAGCUUUUACGAGACAAGGUAGCCGAGAGGGCCAAGAUGCAAGAAGAUAUCGCGAGAUGGGAACAGGAGAUCGAGACUAUGAAGGCCCAACGCGAGACCUAUCUGCAAGAAAAAGAGGAUCAUUUGGAAGCGAAAGGCACUGAGGCUGAAGAACUACGGGAGACCAUACGAGAACAUCACGGUUCCAUAAGUGGGUUGGAAGAGGAAAUUCGCGUCAAGGGGUUGCAGCUCAAGCAGCUUGAGGAAGAACGCAAGCAUCUUCCAGGGGGCGAGGACAGUGAGGAAUCUCGGGCUCGCGAUGCUGCAGACAAACAGCGUGAUGUCGAAUGGGAAAUCAAGCAGAGAAAUCUGACUGAGCAGCUGACCAACCGAGCGGUUCAGCUUCGACAGCUUGAGUACCAGCAGCAGGAACUCCAGAACACGAUCAGUGCACUCAGUAUUCGUCAAGCAAGCAAUCCUCUCAUGUACCAUGGAAAUUCCUCGGGUGUAGAUUUUGAAUCUAUGGCUGGACAAAACAAACCAAAGCCACGCAGAAGUCGCAAGGGCAAAAGCCGGACGAACACCGUUUCAUCUCCCGUUGCUAGCUAUCCAAUUACCGACUCUCCAUUUCCGAGCGUUAGCUCAUACAACAACUUGAAUGCAACAUCUUCUACUUUUGCCCAAGGACCAUAUUUCGACCUGACGCCCAUGGUGCCACUCUCCGAUCACUUUGGAAUGAGCGAAGCGGAUGUCAAGGCUCUGACAGCAGGGGCUCCUCUCAGUCCCACUGCAACUUCACUGUUGCCUUCUAACAUCUUCGAUAUUGAUGAUGAUCCUCCAAGUCCUCGUGCAGGCUCCACGAGAUCGUUUGGCGGUGCUCUUUACAGCAAUGCAGGACAAGCAGUGUUUGGUCACGAUCCUCAAUCACCUUCCUCCUCGAGUCGUUCUGCAAGUUUAAUAUCAAGCCCCCAAGCUUCCUCCCAAAAUCUUGCAAUGUAUGGUGUCUCUGGUCACGAUUAUGCAAUUGAUAGUGAUCGGCGAUCUUUGCACUCGCCAAGGGCAGAAUUCGGUGCUAUUGGGUCCCCAAGUGCAUCCAGCUCCAGGCUUACGUCCAAUAAAGCCCUUAGCAGCCUAUUCCAAUUCUCAAAGGCCCGGGGUAAAACGAUUCCACAAGAUGGUCCUCCUCUUGGUAGUCUUAAACAGGGGCAAAGCCAAUCACUCCCACGCUCUGCCGAUGAGCCGGAAACGGAAGCAGUUCGUAGGCGCCGUCGUACUUCUCUUUCUUCAAGCUGGAACGUGCCAAACAUCUUUAACCGCAGCCAAGCAGUGAGCGAGGCCACGGAAGGUAAUGGUCCUGCACCUGCGCGAAAUCCUACCAACAGAAGUAGACGGCGCGCCUUCGGUAUGUUUGGUAGCGGCUCAGAUGAUCCCAGCUUGUUCGCCGAUCGUGACCUCAGCAGCCCACGCCCCGUGUCCAUAGCUUCUUCUGACCUACCUCGUCCCUCCACCGACAGUGCCCCCUUUGGAUGGGCCGCUGCCGAAGGUACCUCGAUGCACAAGAACAGCCCUUUGGCCACUAAUUGGUCUGUGAACGUAGUCCAGCCUUGGUCUAGUAAUCCUUCAAGGAGACCAAGCAUUCAUCAAAGUUCCUCCACCACUGCCUUGACGUCUGGAAUUGCCAGCGAGGAUGAUGAGUUCUUGCCGUCAGAUACUCUGGCAGGUCAAUCUAGUCCUCCGCCCGUUGGUGUCAUUGGCACCAGGCCUGUUUCUUCGUAUAAACAGGUAACGCCAAAACUCAACCCCGCAGCACCCACCUUCAAAGCCAUGUUCCCAUUGUUCAAUUCAAAGACUGACAAAGGAAAGGACGGCGGCAAAGGCAAAGAGAAGGUCAUCGAGAACCCGCUAUUUUCUGGCGACGGGUCGAGAUCUAUCAAUGCCACGUCGCCGUCAGAGCCAAGGCAGUCCCGCGACACGCCUUCUAUUCGCACCCAGAACAGCAUGGCUGAAUCUCAUGACAGUCUGGAAAUCACUUUAAGCAACACCACCUCGGAGCUGACAAAUCCAAGUACUAAAGAUAAGGAGUCAUCCUUCAGGCAACUUCUUCGCAAAGGGAGCUCCAGCAAGUUCAGCUUGUCUUCCAUCCGUGGCAAAGAUUCUGGUCUAUUCGGCGGUGGUAAAAAGGGUGGCAGCAGUGUUGCGACCUCUGAGCGUGAUGGCAGCCUUGACGGAUUCGGAGAGGAUGGCCAAGGUGGGAAGAACACAGAAAGCGUUACUAGUAGUCCUAUGCUGGGAUCUGGUGAUUGGAAAGGCAAGGAAAAAGAUAACCACCCCGGUACGCCUAAGGAAGGCCGCAUGAGCAAUUGGACUAGGCCUUUCAAAAGGGGAAGGGCGAGGGAGAGUUCAGAUGUUGAACGUAGUGAGGCUGAGAUGACUGGGACUGAGGAUGAGUACGUUUGA
Molecule: messenger RNA, 3387 nt
Organism: Lachnellula hyalina
Lineage: Eukaryota; Fungi; Ascomycota; Leotiomycetes; Helotiales; Lachnaceae
Gene: YEL043W
Exons: 3
Coding region: 1-3387 (1128 amino acids)
Molecular function (GO): protein binding
Source: RefSeq, a predicted model, not a curated record